This is a messenger RNA of Acanthopagrus latus (yellowfin seabream), 1525 nucleotides long. Its product is annotated as FXYD domain-containing ion transport regulator 6-like. The record is from RefSeq and is a predicted model, not a curated record. The transcript has 10 exons. Gene Ontology annotation, molecular function: sodium channel regulator activity. NCBI's taxonomy places the organism in Eukaryota, Metazoa, Chordata, Actinopteri, Spariformes, Sparidae. Gene Ontology annotation, biological process: regulation of sodium ion transmembrane transporter activity. Gene Ontology annotation, cellular component: membrane. Bases 911 to 1240 code for a protein of 109 amino acids.
CAGCGCGUUCACAAGACUUCCUCCAACCGCCCCCCAAAAAACUUACAACGCCUCAGUGAACAUGUUCGGCCUAAUGACCUGCGAGAACUUUUUACGCACACGACUUUUUUGUCGCGUAAUUUGCCUGAUUGCGUUUUUUCAUUUCCAGUGUCGUGCCAGAUAUGUUUGUUUCUUUGCGUUGUGUGUUUGUUGCGGUCAUUUGAAGGAGGCUUUUUGCACCGUGGUGCUGAUGUGUGAAUGCGCUCUUGCGUGGGCUCACCUGUAAGGGUUCACGUAAGCCAUCCUGGUUUUGUUGUAGAUUACAAAGUGUUCAUGUUACUCCCACUUUAUUUAUAAUCCACUGUAAUUAAUUUGUGUGGCGUGUUGUUGUACGGGUGUCGUUUCUGCCCCCCCACCAUUAUAUUCCUCUGCACCACUCAGACGGCUAACAAACAAGAUUAUUGGAUUGGUUCUUGUCGGAAUAACUCCCCAUGUAUUUGUUUGAUUAAAGCUGAUUGGCAGGCCUUUGUUGUUAAUCCUGCUUGGGGGGGUUGAACUGUUCAUUUCUCCCCACUGCAGCUCCCAUAUUCACACCCCUCGCUUUAGUCAUGCAUGAAUCCCCAGCAGUACUCCAGGCCAAGGAGGGGAACCAACUAACGUAGGCUUUGAUCCUUGCAAUGCAAAACAUUUUUUUGUUUUUAAUUCAGUGGCUUAGAUUUCCAGUGUGGAACUGUGCCUACCUGCAUCACAUUUUUGUUGUCACGUCUUUUUGGAUUUUCAUAUUUUAUAUCACGCGGCCGUGAAGCCAGCAGCCCUUGCACCCAUGCACCGUGCCCCCAUUGGUCCUCCUGCAGCUCCCUUGAGCCCAAUCACGAGUCUGGUAGUGGAACCUUAGCCUGUAAAUAUGUGUGUGUAAAGAGACCCUCAGAGAAUGUCCCGGACUACAUUUGAACGGGAAAAACAGCCCCAAGGAGGUACAAUGGAUCUCGUGGUGUUGGUGGCGUUGAGCUCGUGGCUGGCUCCUGCACUCGGAUCAGCGUUUGGCAGGGAAGUGUUUGCUUCAGCGGCAGAUAAGGACAAAGCAGACUAUGACAGCGCUUUUCAGUAUGAUUAUGAAUCUCUGAGAAUUGGUGGCCUGGUCUUCGCAGUGGUACUGUUCCUCAUGGGUAUCGCCCUCAUUGUCACCCGGAAGUGUUCCUGUUCGAAGAGUGACCAGUCAAGGACCAGGGGUCCUGAUGUGGAAUCUGUUCCACGGGCUUAAUAGAGACUGAGGCUAAGUGCAGUGGAGAUCCGUGUUCCUGACUCUUGCCAUUAGGUGGCAGCAAAUACUUUUGAUCACAGCUGAGGACUCUCUUUCCAUGAACACAUGAUUUCCUUAGAUUUCAUAAUGUAACUGUGCUCCUUUUUUCACUUUUUUUUAAAGAAUGUUUUUAUCAUCGAUGACUGUUACUAGAUGAUGGGCCGACUUUAUAUUGUGGUGAUUAGCGUUUGUAUUUUUGUGACUUUCAGACUGAUGAAAAAUAAUAAAACACACGUUUGAACCAGA